This is a messenger RNA of Sphaeramia orbicularis (orbiculate cardinalfish), 3826 nucleotides long. Its product is annotated as oxysterol-binding protein-related protein 7-like. The record is from RefSeq and is a predicted model, not a curated record. The transcript is spliced from 22 exons. The coding region runs from base 248 to 2902 and encodes 884 amino acids. NCBI's taxonomy places the organism in Eukaryota, Metazoa, Chordata, Actinopteri, Kurtiformes, Apogonidae. Gene Ontology annotation, cellular component: plasma membrane; nuclear membrane; perinuclear endoplasmic reticulum. Gene Ontology annotation, molecular function: cholesterol binding.
GUGGCUUUAGUCUCAGUGGAAGUCAGAGGAGCAAAGGGAAAGGGAGGUUUGUGCUGUUCAUGUUUUACAGGAAACCUACAGAGUUUUUCUUUGCGAGUGCAGGGACAGUUGUAGGACUUUUCUGUGGACACGUCCUGGAGCAGCAGCUGGGACAUCAGGCUGACACAGGUUCUGUGUUCAGUGCCAUGAAACACAGUCUACUCUGAAGGUCCUUGCUUUUGCUGCCUUCACGUUGCCAAAAAAAAAAAUGGACCCACAAGUGUGCCCGCCCCCACUGAGCAGCAGCCAAUCAGUGCUCAGCGUCUAUGACAAAUCCCCAGCAAGUGGCUUCAAACCUGGACACUCACGAAGCAGCAGCACCGGUUCAUCCAAACACUCCAAACAAUCUCGUCACUGGGAGGUGAUUGAUGACCUGCAGCAUCUGGAUCUGAGUUCACUUCCUGGCUCCUCCCUGGACCUCAGCAUCCCUGGGAUCUGUGAGGGCUACUUAAUGAAGAGGAGGAAGUACCCGCUCAAAGGCUGGCACAAGAGAUACUUUCUGCUGGAGAAGGGAAUUCUGAAGUACUCAAAGACACAGCAAGAUAUUCAAAGAGGAAAGCUUCAUGGCUCUCUGGACGUCAGCCUGGCUGUUAUGUCCAUCAACAAGAAGUCCAAGCGCAUAGACCUGGACGCUGGGGAUAACCUCUACCACCUGAAGGCAAAGAGCCAUGAUAUCUUCUACAUCUGGUUGACCAAGCUGUGUGCCCAUCGUGUUUUCAGGAAAAAUGAGGCAAUGAGUGUCCAUCGUGGUGUCCUUCAUGCUCUGUCCUUGGGCCAGAGCACACUGCCAAGCAUGACUAGUUACGCACAAACCAACAGAUCCAUUCCCCCCCACUAUGCCAGCUCGGCGUCUGUAUACCAAACAGAGACAGCGAGCCCCGCCCCAGCCGCCGCCUCCAACUUGGGGGUGAACAGCAAAGUGUCAGCCUGGCUCCGGCAGACCGAUGACAUCGACGCAACUUCAAAUGAGAUAGCCCGUUGUCAGGUGGAGCUGACUGAACUGGCCCAGCUCAUCCAGCGCCUCCAUUGGCUGGAGGGAGGCCUGCCCAUCACCGACACAGAUCUGGAGAUGCGAAUCAGCAUGCAGAAUCUGUCCCUGGAAAAACCAAAGAAGAAGUCAGUGUUUGGUCAUUCCAGGACUCUGUCCCGUGUUGAAGCGAUGGGUGGAAUGUUCACCUCCAGUCACCUGAGUGCCACUCCCAGUCUGGGGGGGUCCGUUUCAUCUAUCCCAGCGUACGUCUAUUCUCAGCUGUCCAACCCUCAGGUCACCUCACCGGAGGCAAAGAAGCUUCACCAGGAGAUCUGCACUGUGUCCCAGAGGGUCCACACGUCUCUAAAGUCCAUUCAUGACGUGCUGACACUGGAAAGGGAGCGCCUUCGCCAGGCGUGGACGGCCCCUGACCUGAGGCAGAACACCACCCAGCAGCUGGCCACGCUGUGCAGCACCUUAUCUGAGAGGACACCAUCUCUGAGCCGCCACCAUCACCGUGCACCUUCAGUGGCCGACUCCAUGGCGGAAUAUUUUGACGCUAGCGAGGUGAUUGUAUGUGAGAGUUCUUCAGAGGCUGAGGCGUCAGACGAGUCCGGCCUGAGUGACAUCACAACCACCAGCAACUCUGAGCCUGAAGAAGGCCAUGCCACAGCCACUCUGAACUACAGAACCAGUCUGAGCAGUGCUCCGAACACAACCAACCCAGUGACACCUGAGACUGGUCGCCGUACAUCGCUCCCUGCUCCUGGAACAGACAACAGCCACAUCGGCAUCAUGACCAUCCUGUACAACAACAUUGGAAAGGACCUGUCCAGAGUGUCCAUGCCGGUGGCGCUCAAUGAACCGCUGUGUUUACUGCAGAGAGUCAGUGAAGAGCUGGAGUACUCUGAGCUCCUGGACAUCGCCAACUGCACUGAUGACCCAUAUGAAAGAAUGGUAUAUGUGGCUGCCUUUUCCAUCUCUGGUUAUGCCUGGGCAUCAUGGAGGUAUCGUUAUAAACCCUUUAACCCUGUUCUGGGAGAGACUUAUGAGAGUCACAGAGAAGACAGAGGCUUCCACUACAUCAGUGAGCAGGUCAGUCAUCACCCACCCGUCUCAGCUUGCCAUGCAGAGUCUGAAAACUUCACUUUCUGGCAAGAUCAGAGAUGGAAGAACAAGUUUUGGGGGAAAUCAGUGGAGAUAAUCUCUUCUGGACUGGUCAAUGUCACUCUGCCCAAGUACGGGGAUCAUUAUGAGUGGAACAAGGCGGUCACAUGUAUCCAUAACGUGCUGAGUCAGCAGCGCUGGUUGGAACACUACGGCGAGGUGGUGAUCAGAAACACAGAGAGUGACGUGUGCACCUGCAAGAUUACCUUUGUCAAGUCUCGGUAUUGGAGCUCAGACAACACUAAGAACGAGGUCCAGGGUGUGGUUCUGGACCGGGCUGGGGAGGUGGUCCAUCGUUUUGGAGGUCUUUGGCAUGAGGGCAUCUUCUGUGACACACUGCCCACACCAAAGUGCAUCUGGAAGCCCAACGUGCAGCCUGAAGACCACUUCCAGUUCUAUGGCUUCUCACGAUACGCCAGAGAACUGAAUGAACUAACUCCUCAGCUGAGAGCAGUUCUCCCUCCCACAGAUACACGCUUCAGACCAGACCAGAGACUCCUGGAGGAGGGGAAGGUGGCAGAGGCCGAUCUAAAGAAAGAUGAAGUAGAGGAGAAGCAGAGGGAGAGGAGGAAGGAGAUGGCCAAGAGAGGUGAAGAGCACGUGCCCAGGUUCUUCAGUAAAUCUGUGGAUGCGGCUGGUCGAGAAGUGUGGCUGUACAAUGGAACCUACUGGAAGCUUCGUAAAGACCCAAGCUUUGCCGCCACUGAAAACCUGGACCUGUGGUAGAACUCUGCACAAACCGCUGAAGUGAAACCAGCCAGGUAGCACAAAACAUAUGAUCACACAGUGUAGAGGAACAACACAGCGUUGUGUUAAAAUAUUGACAUGUAGUCUUACUGAAUACUGUAGAUGUGUGUGUGCAGAGGCCAGCUGCUAUCACUGUCGUAGAGCAGAAGGGUGUGUGAAAGCAUACAUGAACCUCUUUUUAUGGGGGAAAAUAGAAAUAGAGGUGAAGUGCUACUGUGGAAUAAAUGAAGACUGAUUUAGUCAAAGCCGGAUGUCUUUCCAACCUUUUGCCUACCUUUUAGAAUAGGAGCCUUGUACAUCAGCAUUUACCAGUAAAAAGAAAAACUGAACUUGAAAUCUGCUUUUUAAAACUUGUAUGACAACUUUGAGAAAAUGUAUCUUGAAAAUGUUUUUUUUUCUGUCUGAACUCAGGCCUCCAUCUACAUGUUUGGUCUAAAAAGUGCCUAUUUUUGUGAUACAAUAACAGAUUCAGUCCUACGUUCUCUUUUAACAAAUCUAUAACUGCUUCAGUUUUAUUUUUAUGAUAAUUUUUGGAGUUGAGAUCAACUGAACAAUAAAAUGUCUAAACGCAUCAAGAAGCUCGUUCAUCUAAUUGUGGUGUGUUCCAGGUGAACUGGUGCUGUUCUGUCUUUCUCAGUGGGUCUUCAUGUGUAAACUUGUGUGUAAAGUUCAGAUGUUUAAUUGUGACAUGUGCACUGCAUCUUUCACUUUUUUCUUCUCACACCUGUGUGAAUUGCUGACAAAGAUCAUGCGUCUCAGACUUUUUUUAAAUUAUCAGUUGAUUCAGUGACAUACAUUUUAUUGAUGUUUCAACUGCAGAUUUUAAUAAGGAAAAGAGACUAUUGUUAAAACUCAUUGUAUUUUUUUUAUGAUUUGGUUUCAAAUAAAAUAUUCGAUAGUCAA